Molecule: messenger RNA, 1155 nt
Organism: Anthostomella pinea
Lineage: Eukaryota; Fungi; Ascomycota; Sordariomycetes; Xylariales; Xylariaceae
Source: the annotation of a GenBank genome assembly
AUGGUCAAGAACCAUCUAGACUCAAAGGUGCCCAAGAGCUCCUCUUUGAAGUCUCGUGAGUUAGACAUUGUUCGGGGGAAAGGCAAAGGGCCCAUUAUCUUGCUUUAUGGGCCUCCAGGGGUUGGGAAGACCAGCACAGCCGAGACGAUUGCUGCCUAUACAACACCUCCAAGGCCACUCUACCCGAUUACUUGCGGUGAUCUCGGGUCAACCGCCUCUGAGAUCCAGGCACAUUUGCAAGACCAUUUCAAACUUGCCCAUCGCUGGAACUGUGUACUACUACUCCACGAACCUGAUGUAUACCUGGCGGAGAGGAAUCUCCAAGACCUCACCCGAAAUGGUAUCGUGUCUGUAUUCCUUCGAACACUCGAGUACUACUCAGGAAUACUAUUCCUCACCUCCAACCGCGAAGGAUCUAUAGACGAGGCAUUCAAGUCACGCAUUCACGUAGCUCUCCACUACAAGCCCAUCAACCUCGCGGUAAUCCGCAAGAUCUGGUCUAACAUGCUAGCUGGAAUCGAAAAUGACAACCAAGAAUGCCAAGACAGAUGCGCAAUUGAGUUCAACAAGGACGACUUGAUUCAGUGGGCCGAAGACCAUUUCGACAAGCACGAUCGCAAGACUCAUCAUACCAGAUACGGCAUCGACGAUGUGACAGCCACUUGGAACGGGAGGCAGAUUCGCGACGCCUUCCAGACAGCCAUAGCCGAUGAAGAACCCAAAUGGAACAAGAUCAAGCUGACCCCCAAGCACUUCACCAAAGUUGAAGCCGUAGUCGAUGAAUUCCAAUCAUACCUGGAAGGGGUGAGAGGCACAUCGGACGAAGUCCGAGCACGCAAUGAGAAUCUCCGAGAUGAUCGUUGGGGGACACCAUCCGCAGCAGCCAGAUCUGCCUAUCCAACUGCCGCCGACGAGAAGCCAAGGCGAAAAGAGGUAGGAAAGGACAAGGGUCCAGCAUCGGCAGCCACCGAGCGCCGGAGAGAGAAAGCCCCUAUUAUCAGCCUCGACAAGGCAUACGGAGAUGAUGUAGGACGGGAUGGAGGACAAUCUGAGGAUCUCUGCAGCGAUUCGGAAGAUGACGACGACGAUGACGAUGACGAAGAUGAUGACAAAGAGGACGGCGAAGAGGAUGACUCGGAGACCGCUGAGGCUUGA